UCACGAUUAUUAUGCACUAGCAACACCACUACCCGCAUUUUGUAACUUUCAAACACUUUCAAAAUACUUUUGAAUUUUAUUUUGAAGCGUUAGUUGAAAAUGUUUUGUUGAUUGCAUGUACUUUUUGUAAUAUGAAUUUAGGAGAUUAAAUUUAUAAGUAUUUACGAACUGUUUGUUUAGUGUAAAAAUAACAAACUUCAUGAAGAAAGUGCGAUUUGAGACUCCUGACAAAGGUUUUAUAUUUACUAAAAUGAGUGAUUCGGAAUGCCAUUCUCCUCGGCCUUUCUUAGAAAAACACGUACCGUCUAAGCCACCAGAAAUAUAUCAAUGUACCAGAAUAUUACCGUAUAGUGACGAUCCAGUACAAAGAUACGAAUGUAGCAAUAGCUCUCCAUAUCCGUUGGCGAAUAAGACUUGUUUACCAGUAGUUGGCGAACGUAGAGCGAACUACUUACCUUCAAAUGAUCUAGAGCUAAGUAUGCUUGAUGUUCAUCAUCAUGCUUCACGACAGCCACCUUGCAAACCGAUUUUAAAAGCUACAGAAAAUAUCAUUAGUGAUUUGAAUUUAAAAAAAGAUACUAUUAUCCAUGACUUUCAGCCAGCUAUAUCAGCCGUUGAAAAUAAAAAUAACAAUCCACCUAACGUGUUGAAUAGAGAUAAUGAUUUCUUUUUUAGAAGGGAAAAUUUAAACAAGUUUUGUGUUGACUCCAUCCCACUAGUGAACCAAUUUAAUCGGUUGAGUUUAGAUAAAGAGAAUGACCCAAAAGCAAUAAAAUCUGAUAGGGUGAGACACUCGACUACACCACCUUUUAAAAAAGAAAAUAUAAAACAGAUAUCUGUAAGUGCCGAUCAGGCAUUGACAACAAUAAAUCAAGAUUGUUUCUGUCAUCAUUGUGUAAAAACUAUACAGAAUAUGCAUUAUCUGAGGCAACAGAAUCACCACCAACAUCCUGUGGUUUUCAGAGGACACAAUCAAUGUCCUUAUAUCCCAUCACCUACUCAUGCUUGCUGUGAGCCCACGAAGCCAGCUUGUAACUGUAACAGUCAAUCGUCCAGUCCCAGGCCAAUGAACACACUUGAAAGGAAAUAUAAAAUGAUGGAAAUGUAUGAACAGAGCACAGAAUGCACAGAUAUUGAGAAGCAAAAAAAUAUUGUGAAAGAGAAAAGGGAACCUACUGUUUCAGAUCUGUUCAAAAUAAUUAAGCUCCAAAAUGAGCAGUUACAGCUUCUCCAAGAAAAGGUAGACAAGUUUUUAACUGGACCACAAAAUGUUCAAUCAAUGCAAAAUAACAUAGAACAUAGAGCUUUACAAAAUGAACAUAAAAUAUCAAUAGGUGUGAUGACAAGUUUUGAAAUGGUCAGGACUUCAACAAUUAUCAAUAAGGAAGUAGUGAAACAAACUAAUGAGAACUCCCAAAUACAAUGUAAUAGAUCACAGGUUAGUAUAAAGGAAGUUGUUUCAAAAUCGCAACCUAUCAAUCUGAACUUCCUAGAUGGUAUUAUGCCAAUGGAGAAAAAAAAUUAUUGUCAUGACUCUAAUGAGUCUAGUGGGGACGAUCAUGAACAAGAUGAAAUUAUAAAUGAUGAAAAAACCCUGAAUGAGCUCAGUUUGCAUAAUGUGCAUGUGGACAAUGCAACAACACCAUUGAUGUCACCAGAUCAGAGCAUGUAUUUGGACGUACAAGACUAUAGCGACUCAGAAGGCAGCUGUGUUGAUCAAUCCAAUGUUGGAUGGACCUAUUACAAUAAAAUUAUGACCCAUGUGAAUGGCAUGUUACAAGACUCAGACAUGCCAUCAUCAGCAAGUGCUUUGUACAGGAAUACAAGGCAGCAAUGUGUUCAAAUGCAAAUAGACAAAGCUAACUUUAGUGUGGGAAAAAGAGUAAAAUUUGGUGAUGAUCCUGCGGGUAUUCACCAGCCUCAUAUAUACGCGGCUUCUACUGACACAAGUUUAAAGAUGAAUCAACUGGCAGCCAAGUACUUGAAAGGCAGUCAGCCACAACUUCCACAAAGGCCCACCAUCAAGACGUCUGCUACUCCAUUUGAUAUGUCUUUUGCAACCAAGAAUUACAUGGAGAGGCAUAAGUUGUUACAAGGAACACCUUUGUCAUCAAAAUCGCCACCACCCGCAGAGUUACCCAGGUUUUUAGACAUAACUGCUUUAAAGCAGCAACCCAAGUUAAUUUAGUUUUUUAAAUACUAAGGUUUAGCUACCAUAUAAUCGGUUUUGUAUUUAAUGAAAUAUAUAUUAUACUAUUGUUUUAUAAUAAUUUAAGUGACUUGUUAGAUAUACAUUUAGCAAUACAUAUUUUGUAGUAUAUUGAUAGUUAUAACUGUUUUAUUAUUAGCAGAUAAAUAAAAUACAUUGAUUUUCGAACAGACAUUUAUUUAAACUUCAGAGAAAAUAACAGAGUAAAAUCCUACACAAUAGUAAGUAGUCAUAAUCAUUCUGAAGUAGCUAGUUUUGAUAAAUUUUAUAAUUAUAUUAAAUUUUAUUUGGUAUAAUAUUUCAGGUAUUUAUAAUAUAAUUUCAACUACACACACAUUAAUAUCUUUAUUUGAAACAUAUAUUUAUAAUGUAUUCUAUACAAUAUUAUCACAUCUCUGUGGGAUUUAAUCAGAAUAUGACAACAGCGCGCAGUUCUAAACAAUUUACAAUACUUACUUAAUUUGGUGAGCGUGCGCUGACGAGGCAUAUUUACUAAUUAUGAAUUGUGUUCAAUAAUAUUUAUUAAGGAUCCAAGCCGUUCAAGUCUUACGAUUAUCAAUAAUAUUAUCGCAUAUAGGAUUUCGUCAGAUAUAACCAUUUCUGAAAUUUUAUGUUAUUGAUCAAGAUCUCAGACGGAAAUAGGCAAGUUUAAUAAAAAAAAAAAAAAAA
Messenger RNA from Manduca sexta (tobacco hornworm), 2878 nucleotides. RefSeq lists its product as uncharacterized. The transcript has 5 exons. Lineage: Eukaryota; Metazoa; Arthropoda; Insecta; Lepidoptera; Sphingidae. The record is from RefSeq and is a predicted model, not a curated record. The coding region runs from base 200 to 2188 and encodes 662 amino acids.